Lactuca sativa (garden lettuce) is the source of this 1081-nucleotide messenger RNA. Its product is annotated as non-canonical heme oxygenase HOZ, chloroplastic. NCBI's taxonomy places the organism in Eukaryota, Viridiplantae, Streptophyta, Magnoliopsida, Asterales, Asteraceae. The record is from RefSeq and is a predicted model, not a curated record.
AUUAACUUUAGUUUAAUCCAACAUGAUCGAAAUCGUAGUCGUUACUUCAUUCAACUCCUCUUUUUUCCUACCGUCUUCUACAAAAACCCCCCACCGAUAGCCGUCGUCCCCUGCCUCUCUCCGCGAUGGCGUCAUCCACCCAAACUCCUUCACAGAGUGAUGCUACUGAUGAAGUUUUUCAGCUGAUCGAAGCUCAUCAGAAGAAGGCUACUAGACUCCCUCCCAUUGAGGAAGUCAGGACUAUCCUUCAUCAUAGCAUUCGUGGCAUACUUUUAACUUUCGAUCAGAAUUAUGAGGGUCAUCCUUCUGGAUCAACAGUUGAUUUUGCAUGUGACACCAACGGAUCUCCAAUAUUAGCACUCAGUAAUUUGGCAUCUCAUACAAAGGCACUUUUGGCUAAUCCUAAAUGCUCAUUGCGUGUAUCUAAAGAUCCGGAAGAUAUAACAGAUUUAAUCAUACACUUACAUGGUGUUGCUGUUUCUGUUCCUGAAACAGAAAAAGAAAGUAUUCGUACAUCAUAUUUCGCAAAACACCAAGAUGCAUUUUUGGUUGACUUUGUUGACUUCCAAUUUUUUCGCUUUGAACCUAACUCUGUAACCUUUGUUUCUGGCACUGCCACUCCUUUGUUGAGAUCAGGAGAGUUUACAAGCAAGGAUUUCAAAGAGGCAAAAGUGGAUCAAAUCUAUCAGUUUUCUAAGCCUAUAACGUCUCACAUGAAUAAAGACCAUUCAAAUGAUACAAAACUUAUAGUUCAACACUCGACAUCAAUUCCGGUGGAUUAUGCAAACAUGGUGGAUGUUGAUAGCCUCGGCUUCAAUGUAAAGGCUGGUUAUAAAAAUAGCAACUUUAAGCUUCGGAUUCCGUUCCCUAGACGUGCUGAAGAAAGAAAGGAUGUGAAGACGCUCAUAAUCGAAAUGCUUCAAGCUGCUAAGUCUCGAGUCAAUUGAUAAAAAAGACUUGGUGACAUAAAUGUUGUACUUUGUAACUUUUCUCUCCAAGCAAAUGCAAAUAAUUUGUUGUAAAUUUAUAAUUGGAUUAUACUUUUUAUGGGGUUUAAUAAAAUGUACUAUUUUUUUAACAA